This is a messenger RNA of Thlaspi arvense, 1352 nucleotides long. The record is from the annotation of a GenBank genome assembly. NCBI's taxonomy places the organism in Eukaryota, Viridiplantae, Streptophyta, Magnoliopsida, Brassicales, Brassicaceae.
UGAUACCCCAAGCCCCCACAUAACCCUUCCUCUCAGUCUCUCUCUCUUUACAUAUCAAAGUUUUAAAUAUAUAGUAUAAACCAACACUACUUCACUAUUUUUCUAGAAAGUCUUGAAAACGAAAGAAAAAAAGGAAAAUUUCUUUUGACGAAAUGGGUGAAAGAGAUGAUGGGUUGGGUCUGAGUCUAAGCUUGGGAUUUAGUCAGCAAAAGGAACCAUCUCUGAGGUUGAAUCCAAUGACUUUCACAUCUUCUUCUUCGUUUCUUCACAUGCGCAAUCACAAUAAUAGCAAUCUCCAGAAGAACAUCCAUCACAUCUCUUGGCCUCAUCUGUUUCAAUCUUCUGAGAGAAACUCCGACGCCAGAUCUUUUCUAAGAGGUUUCGACGUAAACAGAGCUCCGUCUGCAGUGGCGGUGGCGUUGGCUGACUUAGAUGAAAACGCCGCCGGCGUGUCAUCGCCGAACAGCACCGUCUCGAGUGUGAGUGGGAACAAGAGAGAUCUUGCGGCGGCGAGAGUAGGAGGAGAUGAGAACGAGGCGGAAAGAGCUUCUUGCUCCCACGGCGGCGGAAGCGGUGGAAGCGACGAUGAAGACUGUGGAAACGGCGACGGUUCGAGGAAGAAACUCCGGUUAUCGAAGGAACAAGCUCUGGUUCUCGAAGAUACUUUCAAAGAACAUACCACUCUAAAUCCGAAACAAAAGCUGGCCCUAGCGAAACAGUUGAAUCUGAGGACAAGGCAAGUCGAAGUGUGGUUCCAAAACCGAAGGGCAAGGACGAAGCUGAAACAAACGGAGGUUGAUUGUGAGUAUUUGAAGAGAUGCUGCGAGAAUCUAACGGAGGAGAAUCGACGGUUGCAUAAGGAAGUAUCUGAGCUCAGGGCGUUGAAGCUGUCUCCACAUCUCUACAUGCACAUGACUCCUCCAACCACUCUUACCAUGUGUCCUUCUUGCGAACGUGUCUCGGCUUCCUCCUCCUCCUCCGUCGCAGGUGCUGCUCCUCUUCCUCCUCUGUCCUCUACCUCCGCCGCAUCUGGUGGUGGUGGGCGGAUUCCUGCGGUGGUGGGACGUCCAAGUCCACAACGACCAACUCCCUGGGCAGCUAUUUCUCUCCAGUCAAGAUUAGCGUAGUUUUAGUUAGUAUAAAUAUAUUUAUAAAGAUUGAAUUAAAUUAGUUAUUUGAAUCACUUGAAGCUUGUAUGCGAGAUUAAUUUCACUUAACUAGACAUGAAAAAGACGCCAUCUGGAUCUUAAGCUCUUAGUACACUGUAAAUAGUUUAUUUGACAAACUGCAAAACAGCAACGAGCUGGUUAUAGAGUUGAUGUCCUUUAAAUUCCAAUUUUUAUUUCUUUCUG